Messenger RNA from Trachemys scripta elegans, 1465 nucleotides. It is a transcript of the gene TIMM21, whose product is annotated as translocase of inner mitochondrial membrane 21. The record is from RefSeq and is a predicted model, not a curated record. The transcript has 6 exons. NCBI's taxonomy places the organism in Eukaryota, Metazoa, Chordata, Testudines, Emydidae. The coding region runs from base 302 to 1030 and encodes 242 amino acids. Gene Ontology annotation, cellular component: TIM23 mitochondrial import inner membrane translocase complex. Gene Ontology annotation, biological process: protein import into mitochondrial matrix.
UAGUAUUUUUUUCCAGGGACCUUUGCAAACGCAAUGGCGAGGAAGUUGCAAAUGUCAGCGAGCAAAGGGUAAUGUAGGUUUCUCAAAGUAAAUCAACAAGGUAAAAGCAAAACUCAAAGUCAGAGAUUGCUCUAAUUCUGUUUCAUUAUAAGGGCUGCACCUUUCGUGCACACACUAUGCAUGUGUUGCUUAGGUGCAGACUACAGUAGGAUAGAUCUAUGCAGCAAUCAAGGGACGCUUUAGUUCAUCUAAUCUAGAUCUUAGUUUGUUGGUAACAUAUUAAGACUUGUUUUCCCUCAUCAUGUUUUCUGCUUCGUUUAUGCGAGUUAUUCAAUGCAGCGAGAAGUUACAAGGCUCGCCAGGAAAGUGGUUACUUGCACCCCAUGGGAAGAUGUUUCUAAGGACUUGGCGGUGUUUUAGGUGGGGGCAGGAAUUUGCCCACAGAGAAUCUGUGUUGCGCCCUCGUAUGAUUUUCCAAGUUGCUAAACAAAAUAUCUGGACCCAGGAGGGGUCCCUGAGAGCUGGGAAUAAAAGCAAACAAGUGUCUGUGCAAAGAAGUCAAAAAGGAGGAGCACCCGUGUCGGCUGCUCAGAAAGUGAAAGAAGCUGGAAGGGAUUUUACCUACUUAAUAGUGGUGCUCAUUGGGAUUGGUGUUACAGGUGGUUUGUUCUAUGUGAUUUUUACAGAACUAUUCUCUUCCUCCAGUCCCAGUAAGAUUUAUGGCGAUGCCUUGGAGAAAUGCAGAUCUCACCCAGAGGUAAUAGGUGUUUUUGGUGAACCCAUUAAAGGUUAUGGUGAGCCAACGCGACGAGGAAGACGACAGCUUGUCAGUCACUUUGAGUAUGUAAAAAAUGGAUUGAAAUACAUGCGCUUGAAGUUCUACAUUGAGGGCUCAGAACGGGGAAAGCAAGGGACAGUCCAUGUGGAAGUGAAAGAGAAUCCUGAAAGCAGAAGAUAUGAGUACCGUUACAUAUUUGUGGACAUUGAGGCCUACCCUAGAAGAACCAUUGUAAUUGAAGAUAAUAGAUAGUAACUUGGUUCUUCCACUGUGACAGUUCUUGAAGAGUGCUGAAUAAUGCACAGUCAGUGUACAAAUGAAUGCCGAGUGAUGCAGCAUACAUCUACAAUUUCACAAUCUUACUCCCUUACUUACAUCCGUGGAAUCUCAUUGAAGGUACUGGGGUUGCACAGGUGUAACUGGGGCCAGUAGAGAGUUGGUCACUAUCAGUGUAUUUAUAAUGGAAGUAUAAUAGGAUUUGAAGUGAACCAAAUUUUAAAAUAGUGUCCUCCUUUAUCGCAAAAAGGCAUGAGAUAGGAAAGAAUAGUUAUACAAUGAAUUUAAUACUGGAUAGUAUUUCUACACAGAACCCCUAAUAUUGUCUUCCAACACUUCAAAGUUAUUUUUCUUUUGUUUAUAUUUCACAACAGCACUUCAAUAAAGAAUGACAUACAAAAUGUAGAAAAA